Molecule: messenger RNA, 1182 nt
Organism: Poecilia reticulata (guppy)
Lineage: Eukaryota; Metazoa; Chordata; Actinopteri; Cyprinodontiformes; Poeciliidae
Source: RefSeq, a predicted model, not a curated record
ACCUCUGGCAACGGAYGGCGCUGAUGGAGGCAGACAGCUGACAGAAGGCGGACUGGAGGCGAAACCACUCCGCUCCACGCGCGUUCUGCAGCGGAGCCAGCCGAGCGUCAACAUGGACAACAUGGAGAACCUGUUCAACCCCAGUCUGGCAGCGGCUCUGAAGAAACUGGACCCAGAUGAUGGAGAGCAGAUCAUGGAGUACUUUAAAACCCACGCGCUGCUGAGCAGAGACAAAGCCUUGCUGCAGGCGUCGGUCAGAGAGCAGAAGAAGCUGCUGGUUGAAAACGGCAAACUGAAAAAGGACAUCGACCAGCUGAGGGGUCAGCUGCAGGACAAGCAGAGGAGACGCACCGCCAAAGCGUUGUUCUCUCAGGCUCCGCCCCCUCGUCGUGUAAGCCCCGCCCACUCCAACCCUGACCCCGCCUCCCCUGCAGGAGCAACAGCUGCUGUUCCUCCAAACUGCCCUCCUCCCUCCGUUUCCUCUGGUGAGAGCAGAGACCGAGCAGGCAGGCGGAGGAGAGGAGAGAGGAAAGCUCGUCCGGUCUCAGACCCGCUCUCUUUGGGGGCGGAGUCUCGCAUCGAUGCGUCACGUCUGGAUCUGCGUGUCGGAAGAAUCCUGAGCGUCCGGCGCCACCCGCUGGCGGAAGCCAUGAGUGUUCAGGAAGUGGAUGUGGGAGAAAACGCUCCGCGGACCGUCGUCAGCAAAMUGGGAGGACUGCAAGAUCUGGACCAGGUAGACCAGGGGUCCAAACUUUUUCCCCUGAAAGGCUCUCUUGGAGUGUUUCUAUGCAACGUGAAGGCCUCUAAAAUGAGGGGCGUGGCCUCGCGUGGCCGCCUCCUGUGUUGCUGCGCCUCUGACGUCAUCACCGAGCUGCUGGCGCCGCCAUCAGGCUCCGCCCCCGGAGACAGAAUCACCUUCUUGAGCUACCCUGGAGAGCCGGAUGGUGAACUUUCAUCCAAACAGAGGAUCUGGGAGCUUCUGCUGCCUGACCUGCAGGUGGACGGCAAAGGUGUGGCCAACUACAAAGGCUGUGGGUUCGAGGUGAAGGGGAAGGGGCUCUGCAGGGCUCCAUCUCUCACUAGCUGCGCCAUCAGAUAGAAAACUGCCCCCUUCUGGAUCAUUUGUGUACAAACACGUUUUCUGCUGCUGUUGUGGCUGCGAAUGAACCGACAGACCAAAGG